Nilaparvata lugens (brown planthopper) is the source of this 1138-nucleotide messenger RNA. RefSeq lists its product as uncharacterized. Bases 372 to 1067 code for a protein of 231 amino acids. The transcript is spliced from 2 exons. The record is from RefSeq and is a predicted model, not a curated record. Lineage: Eukaryota; Metazoa; Arthropoda; Insecta; Hemiptera; Delphacidae.
AGACCUUUUUUGAAUGAGCACAAUAUUUAUUAGUUGGUGAUUGUACGGAGUAGACUUAUUGCCGGGUUUAGGUAAUAACACUGCUGAGCAGUUCGAAAACUGUUAUUACGACAUUAGGCUGACUUCUUGUUUAAAGUACACAGUGAGACGACUUCCACAUACGGUAGCAGAUAUUCUUUUUGAAUAAGGUAGAGAUAUUUUAUCUUUCCGAUACGGUAGCGAACUUUUUCGAAUAACCAAAAUAUUUACGGUGUUUGUACGGAGUGGACUUAUUACCGGGUUCAACAAAACUCUAGACUUAGUGAGCAGAUCAAAAACUAUUAUUAAGACAUUGAACUUACUUGUUGUUAAUAGUAGGCCUACACAGUGAGAUGACUUGCGCGUACGGCAGCAGAUAUCUCAAUCUGGGUGAGCAGAAGCCUUUUGAUUUACGACUAUUUGUAAACGUAUCCAUAGGAGACUUGCGCUACGAAGCAUUAUUAGAUACUGGUGCCAAGGAAACCCGAAUAAAUUCGCAAGUUGUUCAAGAUCUCGAAAUGAAAGGCUUAAUACAUUAUUUGCCUCAAUCACAUGUCACCGUCAUGCCGAACGGAAUGGUGGGGAGAGAAGAAUCUAAGGUUGUGACAUAUGGAGUUAUGAAUGAGUGUGAGUUACGACUUAUAGCAUUGGUCACGGAUUGUCUGGAGUAUGAUUUGAUUUUGGGGAUGCCGUUUUUGGUGGAACAUAAGGUGAUUAUCCAUAACCACACUCGUACCGUUAUGUGGGAACCGAAUACUGUUGAAAUACCUGCACAAUACUCAUGGUUAAUAUGCGGAACCGUCAAUCAAACCCCAAAGGAAGUCAACAUUCAGCCCAGAACUUCCUCACAGCUUAGCAUCAAUUCCGGGAUGAGGUCACCAACUAGCUCAAUUUCCACCAAUCGGUCGCCGACACCAAAAGUGUACUAUCAAAGGACUACGCCCGGUCAGAGGAGACGCGCUGGGAAACCAAGGAUCAGAGUUAUAUGCGAAAACGGCAAAAAAGCGUGGAAAACGGUGGAUCGUCCCAAACCAGCAUCUUUCAAAUAACUUCUCAAAGAGGUACAUAUUGAAUAAUGGACACCUACAAUUGCACUGGACAUUGGAAUAGAAUGUAUGUA